AAGCAUACGCGAUAUUUUGUAGUUCCAAAACAAGAGUUUCAGCAAUAUUACGCCUAAUAUAUGGUGCAAGACGUGUUAAUAUUUGUAAUUGAAAAAUACUCAAAAGUACGGGUAAUGAGAUGAGACCGUUUCAGAAUCCGGUUAACGGACUGAUACGAUAAAAUUGUUUAAUUUUUCCAAGUGCGUAUCGCGGUCAACCUGCCAUGAUUGCUCGGAACGCGUCUUCUCUGCGCUGUGAAAUAUCGGAAAAUAUACCUAAAAUGCGAGAACCCUGCUAUAAGGAGCGGCAUUUUACGUGAGAGCAAGACCCGCAGAAUGGUGGUGGAUUGUUUGUCAGGUCAGGGCUCAGCAGGUGUAGCGAGAAAGCACGAGCGAAGGUUGGGAGUAGGCGGAACUGUGGGGGCAAAAAUGCAGCCCAAUGGAGGAAGUGGUGGUGGUGGUAGCGGAGGUGGUAUGACACCCAAGGAGCUUUCUGACAACGACGAUCUUGCAACGUCUCUAGUGCUUGAUCCCUACUUAGGCUUCACAACGCACAAAAUGAAUAUAAGAUACAGACCUCUGAAAGCUAAUAAAGACGAACUGCGCAAGAUUAUCACAGAGUUCAUUCAAACUCAAAAUUAUGAGAAAGCCUACAAGAAAUUAAUGGGGGGUGAUUGGGGUGCAAGAUUACCCCAUACGAAAUCUAAACAGCAGCAGAUUAAUCUAGAAAAACAUAUUUACCGGUAUUUAAGAGUAUUCGACAAAAAUUCAGGGUUCGCAAUUGAGCCCUGUUACAGGUACUCACUCGAGGGACAGAAGGGUGCCAAAAUAUGUGCAACUCGUCGAUGGCCAAAACAUGAAAAGAUUUCAUGCCUCGUAGGGUGCAUAGCAGAACUUAGUGAAAAGGAAGAAGCAGCUUUAUUGCAUCCUGGAAAAAAUGAUUUCUCGGUAAUGUUCAGCUGUAGAAAGAAUUGUGCUCAGCUUUGGCUGGGCCCGGCCGCAUACAUUAAUCACGACUGUCGAGCAAAUUGUAAGUUCGUCGCAACUGGAAGAGACACUGCCUGCGUCAAAGUCUUGCGUGAUAUAGAAGUGGGAGAAGAAAUAACCUGUUUUUAUGGCGAGGAUUUUUUUGGUGACGGUAACUGUUACUGUGAAUGCGAAACGUGUGAGAGACGUGGGACAGGUGCAUUUGCCAGUCAAAAACCAGGCGAAGAGCUUUCAUCUGGUAAUUCAUGCAAAAGGUAUCGGUUAAGAGAAACUGAUAAUCGUAUAAAUCGUACAAAACAUCGACAACAGCCUCCGUCUGGAAACAAGCAGCAGCAGCAAACUGAAAAUUCUCUGGCAGAUAAAAAUGCCAUGCUGGUUGCGAAUUCUGCUGUAACACCCCUGUCUCUCAGUAUGAAAGAGUUGCGACGAAAAGGGUUGACCAAGUAUGACGCGGAGCUGUUGAUUGCCCAGGGAUGUCGGUUUUCGGACAUUGCGCAACAGCCAGUAAACGUGAACAACAAUGGUGAAAACCCACAGGUUCGACAACACUCUACCUCAAAUCUUGUCAGCACCCGAAAUCUCAGGAAUAAACAACAGUCGGUGACGAGACCGGAAAGCAACAACAACAAUAACAACAAAAACAGUCAAAGCCUCAGAGCUUCCAGGCUUCAAAAGAGGACAGAGACGAAAAGAACCCGGGCCAGUGAAGAUGACGGUUCCUCGAGGUCGAGCAGUUCCACAACAAACAGUCCAGACGAGCAUGAAAUGAGUAUGUGCAAGAAUGAAUCCGAUCCAACACAGAGUGAAAAUGUCGAAUUACUCUCAAGGCUGCAACCAGGUCAUUCGAACAACGCUUUAAGAGCAGACAUUUUCGAUGAAAAUUCCCACAAUAUGGGGAGACUUCAUCCCAAGAAUGGCGACGAAAAUUCAGGAGCAUCAAAUGUUUUGAACAAAAAUCUUCAAAACAGGCUGUCUACAUUACAUGCGUAUGAAAUGUCAAAAUCUGCUCUUUCAUCGAUGGAUAAUGUUGACAAAGACGAAUCUCGAGAAGUUGAAUCCUAUGGUAUUGAUAAUAAGAAAAUAUGUUUUGAUGGUCGGCAAAACUGUGGUAAUUCUCUUGUUCCUUGUCUCUCGAAUCUGGAUUCCCUUCAGAUAAAUCAGCAGAACGAUGGCGUGCCCAACAAAUGCCAUACAAAUUUUGAUUAUCAGAUUGAUGCUAACGGAUCGUCGAAGAAUAAUGAAUUUCAUAACUCAACUAGUGAAAAGCAUGAGUUUUCAGAAGAAGCUCGUGCGUCUAUUGAAAAUAAAGAUAAUUUUUGUAAGGAUAUGCAAAUGCAGAUUAACGAACAAGAAAACGAGGAGAGAGUUAAAAGGUUCAUUGGAAUGCAGGUGUCUGAGGAUGUCAGAGAUGGUUUAAUGGUGCAUGAAAAUACAAUGGAAAAUGCAAAGCACAGCUAUAAGAUUAACGAAGAUCAAUCCCACUCAAUGGGCUUUCAGACAGCUUCCAAUAAUCAGCAAAAUGGAAAUUCCAGUGAAACUAGCCGGUCCAGUUCCGUAUCACGAGAAAUAAGUGAAACAAACAGUGAAUCUGAUAGAAUAAAUCAGGUGAAGUAUCACCUGCAAGAAGAAGAAUUCAGUAUAAUAAAUACUGCCAAUGAAAAUUCCUUAGAAACUUAUGAAAAAUCGGAAGAUUCUGUCCAGGUAUCAUCGAUUGCUACUAAAAGUCAUACAAAUAGAAAUGACGAUCAUCAAGAUAGAGAAAAUCGUAAGAAUGACUCGUCAGUUUUAAGGCAAAAUGGAAUUGUUUCAGAAAAAAAAUCUCACACACUAAAUCUACGGCGUAAUCACGAAAGUCUGUAUGAUACACGAAAACAGAGGCAUGAUUCUCACGAUAUCUUUGCAAGGAAAGACAUCUCGGACGACAAUACGUAUGAUAAAGUGUUGACGACUGAAAAAAAUAAUCCAGAUCAAAAUUUCCCAAGAAAAGAAGAUACCGUGGACAAUUCACACAGCAUGAAUCUCAGGAAAUCUGAGGAUCGGCGAAAUAUAACAAUAAAAAGAUUAUCUCAGCAGCGAGCCAAAAGCACCGACAUCAGCUUGAGGUCUCGUAGGAAUCACAAACGGCUCACUGAACCUUCCUUGGAAUCUGGUGUCGAGGGUGACUCGCCUGAUAGUGGACAACAGACUGUUUCUACGACAAGAAACAAAAGUAAAGGAGUAAGAACUAACGGAAGAUUAACAAGGAGCCAGCGAAGGGGUCACCAACGAAAUGACGCAAUAGCAGUGGCAGCUGUAGCGGUUGCCGAUGAUGAUUCAGGCAUUCAGGGUGAUAUAUACGAGUUUAACGAAAAGGAAAGCAACUUGGAAGACAUUGAAGUAUCGGCGAUAAGACGAGGCAGACAUAACGACAGACAAUCGGUUAGUCCAGAAUCUCGGUUGCAGUUGCCACGAGGUGGCGAAGCCUUUAGCCACCUGCAGCCUCCUGCACUUAUACCUGAGGAACCUUGGCCUCGCAGUGCAAAUACGCAGCCUAAUUCCAACAGCUGGGAAGAAAAGAGCAGUCAUUUGCAGGAGAAUUCAAGGACUGCUGGAGGGGGUAAUGGAAGGCUGGUGACAGAGGAGAACAAAAGCACAAAAAAGUCGAUGUCGCUACCUGACUGUCAAUGGUCUUUGAGUAGCAAUCAAAACUGCCAAGUUUGUCCUGCGACUCCGGAAAGAACAGGAGGGAGGCUAAAGCUAACAUUACGAAUGAAGCGUUCUCCAGUAUUAGAUGAUGUUAUUGAGUCUGGUACAAGCCUUAGCGAAGACAGCUAUGAACCGGAAUACGAAGUUUUAAGAGUUGAGGGUGUGGAGGAGGGCAGGCGUCGAAAGAAACACAAAACAAGAGACCGGGAGAGGCGGCAUAAGAAACGAGAAAUAAAUUUAAACCCACCACCACCUCCCAUGAAAAGAUUACGUUUAAUUUUUGGCAACGAGAGCCAUACUAUUGAUCUACCACAUUCUUAACGGAUAGGUCUGGGCAUAUAAAAAUAGUUGUAAUAUUAUGGACAAUUAUUGACAUUAUUAUCAUUAUCAUUAUCAUUAUUCUUUAGUUACAAAAAGAAGAAACAUCUUUAAAUCAAAGAUUGUGUCUGACAAA
Molecule: messenger RNA, 4105 nt
Organism: Diprion similis
Lineage: Eukaryota; Metazoa; Arthropoda; Insecta; Hymenoptera; Diprionidae
Gene: Hmt4-20
Product: histone-lysine N-methyltransferase Suv4-20
Exons: 9
Coding region: 316-3972 (1218 amino acids)
Cellular component (GO): nucleus
Molecular function (GO): histone H4K20 methyltransferase activity; protein binding
Source: RefSeq, a predicted model, not a curated record